Aspergillus mulundensis is the source of this 654-nucleotide messenger RNA. RefSeq lists its product as uncharacterized. The record is from RefSeq and is a predicted model, not a curated record. The transcript has a single exon. Bases 1 to 654 code for a protein of 217 amino acids. Lineage: Eukaryota; Fungi; Ascomycota; Eurotiomycetes; Eurotiales; Aspergillaceae.
AUGCCCGACCAAGAACCCACCCCCAUCCACCCACCAACCCAACCCGCACCACCACCGCAAACCCAAGCCGACAUGCAAAGCCAACCCCCGCAACUAGCCCAACUCCAACAAACCCUCCCCCCAAACCGCGAAGCCGACUUCGCCCGCUUCAAAAACUACGCCGCCUACACCUUCCUCAUCGCCUCGCCCAUCCUCAUCGCCCUCCCGCCCCGAAAACUAGACCACCUAACCGUCGCCCUAACAACAGCCUUCGGGUUCUCCGCAAACCACAUUGCGCGAGAAAGGACGGGGCGUAGUAUAGUCGACCGAAUCGAGUCGCGGAUCGCGCGGCCCCAUUCGAGUCUACCGACUGAGCAGGCGCGCGAAUACCAGGCGAGGGUCCGGGCGGAGAGGGAGAGGCGCAUGGAGGAGGUGGGGAUUAGCCGUGAGGAGAUGGAGGCUCUUCGGGCGAGACGGGAUCAGGAUCGCGGCGUGAUUGGGCGGGUGUGGAUGGGGGAUGCGGAGAAGGGGUGGAAGGAGAAGAGGAUUGCGGAGGAGAGGGAGGCGCUUGCGGCGGGGAAGGGGUAUGGGGAUUUGAUUAAGGAGCAGAUUUGGGAGGUUUGGAAUCAGGGGGAGAAGGAGGGGGGUGGGGAGGAUGGGGGGAAGAAGGAGUAA